Asterias rubens (European starfish) is the source of this 4127-nucleotide messenger RNA. RefSeq names its product fumarate hydratase, mitochondrial-like. NCBI's taxonomy places the organism in Eukaryota, Metazoa, Echinodermata, Asteroidea, Forcipulatida, Asteriidae. Gene Ontology annotation, cellular component: mitochondrion; tricarboxylic acid cycle heteromeric enzyme complex. The record is from RefSeq and is a predicted model, not a curated record. The transcript has 10 exons. Gene Ontology annotation, biological process: tricarboxylic acid cycle; fumarate metabolic process; malate metabolic process. Gene Ontology annotation, molecular function: fumarate hydratase activity. Bases 178 to 2796 code for a protein of 872 amino acids.
UACUCCGCUAUGCAUCCAAUAUUUGCAUCGGAAAGGACUGUACUGUCCAAUAGGGUAUAAAACAAUAAUUAUUUUGUAGGUUUUUUCACCUUCGCUCCCAAAUUAAUCGAUCCCGUAUGUCGGUUACUGUGCAUUGCAUGCUCGUGUCGUAGCGCAGGAAAAAGGUUGUCGGUAAACAUGGCGCUGCCAUUGAGUAGCGUGAAAAUUGAAUGCACGUCAUUUGAUCUCGUUUCAAGCGACGAUUUACAGGAUUUCGUUGAUUUAGCAGACGCCUCUAAUACUAAGAAGCAGAUUAAAUACGCCCUGACUAGAUUGGAGAGUUAUGCAGUCUUCUCAGAAACAACACUUGAUGCAGUUUCAGCUUUAGCAAAGCGUGACCUGGACGAGUUUCUGUGCAGAUUCUACGCCAGCUUGAGAAAACACGAUGGAGAAUUGUACACCAAAUCAUCGAUGCAAGGAAUUCGAUACGGUCUUCAGAGACAUUUUCAAGCCCUCCGCAAGUGGAAUAUUUGCAACAUUGAAAGCUUUCCCCAGAGUAAUAUUUUUUUCAAGACCAUGCUUGUUAAGCUUGACCGUGAGGGGAAAGGAAAAAUUAAGCACAAGAGCCCAAUAUCGGCUGCUGAUAUGGACAGAAUACUGGCCUCCGAUGAUUUGGACACGAGUACUCCAACCGGAUUGCAAAACAAAGUGUUCAUUGAUAUCAUGAUGAACUUCUGCAAUCAAGGCCGUGAGCACAUGCGUGAAAUGAAGCCAAGUGAUUUCAUAAUUUCCAGAGAUGAAGAUGGCGUUCGUUAUGUAACAAAGCGUGAACACAAUGUGACCAGAAACAAUCAGGAAAAUGAUAAUGAAAUGUCCAGUGGUUUCAUGGAUGAGUUUCCAGGCAGUAACACAUGUCCAGUAUCAUCGUUUGAGAUGUAUCUGUCAAAGUUACACCCAAAGUGUCCUGAUACUUUGUGGCAAAGACCUCUACCAGUUAGACCCGAGAGUGGUCCCUGGUACUCCUGCGUCCCAGUUGGAAUUCACACUCUUGGCAACAAGAUCAAAACAAUAUCAACCAAAGCUGGCUGCAGUAGAGUCUACACUAAUCACUGCCUAGGCCUGAGAGCAACCAGCGUACUUGAUGGUACAGGAUUUGCAAACCGCAAUAUCAGGGCAAAAUGUGAUGACAGAAGAAGGCAAAUGAGUGCUGCACUUGCAUCUCAGACUUUAAACCGGCAGCAGGAAUCACCACAGCAAGAGGUCCCUUCUGAUGAUGACAUUUUGUGUCUACAACAACAUGAGGAUAGAACCAGUAACUUGGGUUUCCAACAACACGUUCACAUUGACCGACUCGUGACACCCUUUCCAAAGAAACGCUCCUCUUCAUCUUGUGAAUUAAUGGAACAGUCGAGACUUCACACUGCGAAAAAAUUCAGGACGGAAUCGGACACUUUUGGUGACCUGGAAGUGCCGACUGACAAGUACUAUGGUGCCAACACAGCACGCUCCUUCAAGAACUUUGAUAUUGGUGGUGAGCGAGAAAAAAUGCCAGUACCACUGAUUCGAGCGUUUGGUGUACUCAAGGGUGCUGCUGCCCAGGUAAAUAAAGAGUAUGGUCUCAGUCAAGAGAAGGCCGACUACAUUGUCAAGGCUGCUAAAGAGCUUGAGGAUGGGAAGUUGGAUGACCACUUCCCCCUGGUGAUCUGGCAAACUGGGUCGGGCACUCAGACUAACAUGAAUGUGAACGAAGUGUUGAGUAACCGCUCUAUUGAGAUGAUGGGAGGCGUGAUGGGCAGUAAAUCUCCGAUACACCCCAACGAUGAUGUCAAUAAGAGCCAAAGCUCCAAUGAUACAUUUCCCACUGCCAUGCAUAUAUCUGUUGCCAUGGAGAUUCACCGAUGCUUGUUACCAGGACUACAGCUUCUUCAUGAUGCCCUCUUAAGGAAAGAAGAGGAAUUUAAAGACAUUGUUAAGAUUGGAAGAACCCAUACUCAGGAUGCUACUCCAAUGACUCUUGGGCAAGAAUUUGGUGGAUAUCGGACUCAACUGGCUAAUGGGGUGGAAAGAGUCAGGGACACUCUGCCGAGGUUAUACCAGCUAGCUGCAGGUGGGACAGCCGUAGGAACUGGUCUAAAUACUCGUAUUGGUUUUGCAGAAAAAGUGGCCGCAACAAUCAAGAAGCAUACAGGUAUUCCCUUCGUGACCGCACCCAACAAGUUUGAAGCCCUCGCAGCACGAGAUGCCCUGGUGGAAGUACAUGGCGCCCUCAAUGUAGUGGCGUGCAGCAUCAUGAAGGUGGCUAACGACAUUCGAUUCCUUGGGUCAGGGCCGAGGUGUGGACUGGGUGAAAUCCGUCUUCCAGAGAAUGAGCCCGGUAGCAGUAUAAUGCCAGGUAAAGUAAACCCAACUCAGUGUGAGGCCAUCACCAUGGUUGCUGCUCAGGUCAUGGGGAAUCAGACGGCGGUUACCGUCGGUGGAAGCAAUGGUCAUUUUGAGCUCAACGUGUUUAUGCCGAUGAUCGUUUCCAACGUGCUACGCUCGGUCCGUCUUCUUGGUGAUGCCUGUACCUCUUUCAGUAUGAAAUGUGUUUCAGGAAUUGUGGCAAACACAGACACAAUAGGAAGAUAUCUGAAUGAGUCCUUGAUGUUGGUGACAUCAUUAAAUCAACAUAUAGGGUAUGAUAAAGCAGCAAAGAUUGCUAAAUACGCACACGCUAACAGCACAACGCUGAAAGAGGCAGCAUUGAAGCUUGGUUUCUUAACUGAAGAAGAAUUCACUCAGUGGGUGCGACCAGAACUAAUGCUCGGACCGAAAUAGUUUAGGGAAAUAGUUUAAUUCCAUUCAUCAUUGCUUUAAAAUGCGUAUGCCUUUUACCCUUUGCAUCAUCAUCACAUGAGGGUACUACAUGUACCCUUCAUGCUCACAAGGCUUGGAGUCAAACAGCCUGGUGUUUGAUUUCUUAGGACCGUUCCUGACUUAAGGAUUUUCUCAAGAUUUCAUGUGCCCUUCGACUAUUCUGGAAUGAAGCAGUCCCCAAAGAAAGACAGAAAUAGUCUGCAUUGUAUCCAAACCAUAGUUUUGGUUUCCAAUGUAAUUUGUAAUUAGUUGUAACAUCUGAGAUGCUUUGGAUCUAGAAUAAGAAGAACCCAGGGCUGCAAACCAUUUUCAAAGAAUUUAAGUAUUAGGCAAAUCUCAUGUGGUAGACAUGUAAAUACCACAUCGCCUAAAGUGUGCACUACACAUUUUUAUUAAGAAACCGGGACAUUGACUCCCAAAAUGGCGCAACCAAGAUUGUUGUGAUGAUGUUGUCAGGUGAAUUGGGUGAAAAGGCUGUGAAUAAGUCCUGUGCAUUCUCAACUAUUUUGGGGACUCUUGUGUCCUCACAAUAAAGGAAUUACACAGGAUUGGUAGAAUAAAAAACAUCAUUGUUUAAUUUUGAACAUUGUGUGCGACUAUUUGUCAGCUCUACCAAUCAUGUAUAACACCUUUAACACCCCCAUUGUGCAUAGAUUACAGAACCCAUUUGAUGAUCCAAAAAUAAAUUGGGUUCCCGCCGUCUCUGUUUUUCUUGAUAGUAACUGCAAGUGAAAAAUAGUGUCUCGCUUUUUGGCCAAAGUUACAAGAAAAUGGUUCCAGUUGAUGGUUUCAAAGACUGUCUCGAAAUACCUCAUGGAUCUGAUGUGAUGGAAUGGUUGGACUUUACAGGGAGUUGUUAUAAAUAUAGUUAGUGCAAAUAUUUGCUUACUGGUAAAUAGAAUUGUAAUUUUUGGGGCCUAGGUGAAGGAGUGCACUUCUGAAAUUUUACUUGUUGUUUAAAAGGUCAUGGUCAAUGGCAAACCACCAUAUUUUGUUUUACCUUCGCGUUCUUAAAGUAUACGAAUUUACCCAUGGGCCCUAUUUCAUAGAGCUGCCUCAUAGAUACCAGAAUAAGAGUAUGUACCAUCCAAAUACAUGUCACCUUUGACUGGUAUCCUGCUCAUUAAUGCUUAGCAGAAAAUAGCCAAGCUAUAUUUUUCGAUUGAAGCAGCUCGAUGAAAUUUGACCCAGGUCUUAAUGCUAUAAGCUAUUUCGGAAUAUCUCGCAUUGGUUUUGUUUGUUUUUAUGUGAAACAUAAGUAGGCAAUAAAAAUGACUUUAAAUUACUGCCAA